Messenger RNA from Candidula unifasciata, 948 nucleotides. The record is from the annotation of a GenBank genome assembly. Lineage: Eukaryota; Metazoa; Mollusca; Gastropoda; Stylommatophora; Geomitridae.
AUGGAGACUACAAAAAAAGGUUCUGUGGCAGUCGAUGCUCUGUCUCCCUCGAGAAUUACUGACUAUUUUAAUAGUUCAAGGACGAAAAGUAAAGACUUAAAUCUUCAUUGUGGAUGUGAAGAUGUGAAUACUGACAGUUCACAAGUGCUUGUACAACUUGCUGAAAAGCCACCAGUGCACUUACAAAGCACAGAAAGUUUGAAUUCAAAGCCCUCAAAAUCCAGGCAUGCCAAAGGAAGAAAUCCGGACACUGUCUCAGAAACCAGUGAGUUGCAGGCAACAUCCCCUUCAGUUCCAAGACCAAAACUUAGGAAAAGUACAAAAUCCAACUCACAGGCUGAUGCUUUGUCACCUGCCAGUAAUGUACCAGCGAAACCCAAGCCUGUUCGCAGAAAAAAAAAGGAGCCUGAACCAGUACAGAAGAAUGUAAUCACAGAUUUCUUCCCCGUGAGGCGCAGCGGGCGAAUCACUAAGUCUGAAAUUGAGAAAGAGAAACACCACCAGCUGGAACAAAUGAUUUUAAGUAAAUGUGAAGAUGGAUUAAAGGUAACAGACUUUGACAACAAAGGCAGAGGUGUGGUAGCUACCAAAGAGUUUGAGAAAGGUGACUUUAUAGUUGAGUAUGCUGGAGAACUGAUCGACACUGCUACUGCUAAACAGCGGGAGAAGGACUACGCUGCUAAUCCAGAGAUAGGCUGCUAUAUGUACUUCUUUAACUUGGGGCCCAAGAGUUACUGUGUGGAUGCCACUGCUGAAUCUGGCCGCCUCGGCAGAUUAAUAAAUCACAGCAGAGAGGGUAACUGCUGCACAAAAUCUGUUAUCGUGAACAGUAGACCUCGUCUCAUUCUCUUGGCCAAUAAGAACAUCAGGUGUGGAGAGGAGCUGAGUUACGACUAUGGCGACCGCAGUAAAGCUGCUAUUGAGGCUCAUCCUUGGUUAAAAUUGUGA